UUUUGACUAGGAUAUGACUUAAUGAAAAGUAGCUUAUUUUUAUGAAGUCUACGGUGGAUCCAGCGGAGGAGAGUGUAAAAACAGUGUGGCAAGUGGCGUUGCAUGAGUUGAUAAGCCGGGCCGUCCCUAGACUGGCACGGGCAAUGAAAAGGCCAGAUGACUCUGGCGGGCCUGAUGCUGGUGCUGAGCUGGCUGUUGCCAGGCAGCUGCGGCGGCGCCUGAAUGACUCAGCCAGCGAGGGCGGCUCAGAGUCCGGGGAGACCGAGCGGCGCAGGUCGCGGCGCAGGGAGGCGGCCGCGCCGAGCCCGCCGCUGCCGGGGCCCGUCGACCAGCCGCUUGGGAAGCGGCACCGGUCCCCGGAUCAGCCGGACGCGCUUCUUGCCGGCCGGCCAGUCAAGAAGCUCAUCAAGUUCCGGAAGCCGGCCAACAUCACGGCCAAGAACAGGGCGGCCGCGCUGCUUACCAAGACGGGCAAGAAGAAAAAGAAGCCGUUUAAGGGACUGAGUUACUCAUUUGGGCGGAAGAGAAAGAGGGUGAAAAAGGAGGAGACUGCUCAGGAGGAUGAGUUGGGUGUCUGCUAUGUAAAAGAGUUGAAUCCAUCAGAAGCUAAAAAAUUGGAGGAAGUGCUUGGUGAAGACUCAGAAGAGGUUGAUGAAGAAAUGGAUGCUGAAGCUGGAGAUGAAAUUGAUGCUGAAGCUGCAGAAGAACUUGGAGAUGAAGCUAUUGAAGAAAUUGGAGUUACUGCCAUUCCGGAAGCUGGGCACAAGAGCGUUGAGGGAAAUAUGUUUGAUGUUCAAAAUGUCGCCCCUGAAGAGCUUGAACAAAACCUCUGCGCUCAAGAGGUAGAUGCGACGAGGGAUGACAUUCGCGAGAUGUUGUUAAAGGGGAAGGCUAGGAAAAGCAUACCUCAGGUGAUACUGAAGAAGAAGUCGUUCAUUCCGAGUGCUGUUCGUGAUAUAAGUCCUGAUAGUUCCAGUGACGAAUUCGAAGACGAGGAAGUGAUCCGCGACCCCGCGGACGUGAACGGCUCGGUGGCGUCGGCGGUGAAGCUGCGCCGGAGCAGCGUCACGCAGCCGGCGGUGCCGUACAGCCGGCUGGCGCGCGGCGACUCGCUGACCGGCAGCCCGGCCGGCUCGGUCACCGGCGGCAGCGGCGCGGGAGAGGCCGCCCCGCCAGAGGGCACCGUGCCGCCCGCCAAGAUGAUGGACCCGGUCCUGACAAGCAUAUCGUGUAAGUGCGUCGAAGCCAAGACGCCGCUGGCCGACCUGGACCUGGCCAAGCGUGACUACUACUGCCGCGGCAUUGACGCUAUCGACGGUCGUCUCGUCGGCUGCUGCAACCUGGUCACCACCAAACGGAUGAUCCGCCCCAGCUUCAAGGUGCCGUUUCUGCUCAUGUGCGGCCUGCACCGGGAGCGCAUGCGCAGACACCACUGCUGUCCGUCCUGCGGCGUGUUCUGCACUCAGGGCAUAUUCAUGCGGUGCACGCACGAGUGCUCGCCGCACCUCUUCCACCGGAAGUGCGCGGCGCAGGUGGGCGAGCUGCUGAUGUGCUCGCACUGCGGCAACAUGGACGACCUGCGGAUGGUGCAGCUGACCAUCCGCACUGGUCGCACCCCCACCUUCUACCACCAGCAGGGCACCGUCAGCAAGAGCCGGAGCGCACGGAUGGCGUUCAGCCGCGAGCUGGAGCUGGGCUCGGCGGCCGGCGGCUUCAGCCGUCCGUCGGCCCACCUCAGUCCCUACCGGCUGACGCUGCCCGACGGACGUGUGCUGGCCGCCAACUGGACUGCCCGUCGGCCCGGACCGGGACCAGCUGGAGCAGAGUCUGCUGGCUGUGACGCAGGCGGCCGCCUCCAUAGGCGGCGAGGCCAAGAUCGGCAUCAAAGACCAGCUCAAGAUACUCCGCAGCUGCGACCUGGACAAACUGCUCAUGAUGAUCGGUGGGUGCGCCCCCAGGGCUGGUCGCCCAACCAGAAGUACCGCGAGUGCGGCCACCAGACGGCGCUGCACCUUAUCGUGCAGCAAGGCCACGUGGCGGCGGCGCACGUGCUGGUGACGGCCGGCGCCUGUCUGGACCCCGUGGACCGGGACCUGCAGACGCCUCUCAUGAUGGCCGCCUCGCGCGGCCAGAACGACGUGCUCAAAUACCUGGUGACGGCCGGCGGCGCGCUGAACGCCAAGGGCGAAGACGGCAUGACGCCGCUACACCUGGCGGCGCAGGCGGGCAACAUCGAGGGCUGCCACUACCUGCUGUCGAGCGGCCGCACCGAGUCCGGAUACGUGAACCUGCAGGACGACGGCGGCUGGACGCCGGUCGUCUGGGCCUCCGAGCACAAACACCCGGCCGUCGUCAAGUACCUGCUGGAGCGUGGGGCGAACCCGCAGCUGUGCGACGAGGAGCAGAACACGGGCCUGCACUGGGCCGCCUACUCCGGCUCCAUGGAGAUCGCCGAGCUGUUCCUGACGGCCGGCUGCCAGGUCAACUCGCCAAACGUCCACGGCGACACCCCCCUGCACAUCGCGUCCCGUCAGCAACACUACGAGUGCGUGCUGCUGAUGCUGGCACACGGCGCCAACGUGUACCUGCGCAACCGCGAGGGCAUGCUGGCGCUGGACUGCUGCGGUCGGGACCGCUCCGAGACGCAGCAGGCGCUGCUGCUCAACAUGGAGCUGAGCCAGCUGGCCAGCCGCAGCGGCGCCCGGCGCGGCGAGCGCGUGCUCAGCAACGACGUCAGCCGCGGCAAGGAGAAGCUGCCCAUCCAGGCCGUGAACGAAUGCGACGACACGCCGCUGCCCACCGACUACGUGUACAUCUCGGAGAGCUGCGAGACCAUGAAGCUCAACAUCGACAAGACCAUCACGUCACUCCAGUCGUGCAACUGCCUGGACAACUGCCUGUCGUCGGACUGCAUGUGCAGUCAGAUCAGUCUGCGCUGCUGGUACGACCCGGACGGCCGGCUGCUGCCAGAGUUCAACUACACAGACCCUCCGAUGAUAUUCGAGUGCAACCGAGCGUGCGGCUGCAACCAGCUGACGUGCAACAACCGGGCCGUGCAGCACGGCAUCACGGCCCGCGUGCAGCUGUACCGCACGCCGGACCGCGGCUGGGGUGUGCGAGCCCUCAGGCACAUCCCCAAGGGCACUUACGUGUGCGAGUACGUGGGCGAGCUCAUCACGGACUCGGCGGCCGACCAGCGCGAGGACGACUCCUACCUGUUCGACCUGGACAACCGGGACGGCGACACCUUCUGCAUCGACGCGCGCCGCUACGGCAACGUGGCGCGCUUCAUCAACCACCGCUGCGAACCGAACCUGGUGCCCGUCAAGGUGUUCGUCGAUCACCAGGACGUGCGGUUCCCGCGUAUCGCGCUCUUCACGUGUCGUGAUGUCGAGCCAGCUGAGGAGCUCGGCUUUGACUAUGGGGAGAAGUUCUGGAUAAUCAAGUACAAGAUGUUUACAUGCAAGUGCGGCUCGAUGAAGUGUAAGUACUCGUCGGAAACGAUCCACUUGACUCUGGCCAACUACAACCGCAAGCUCGCCGAGGCCGAGCAGAAACACAGCAACUGAGCUUGCCCGCUGCUGCCAGUGGCCAGUCGACUCUGCCGGGCGGUGGAGGGUCACUUGGUCUCCUCCAGCACCGCUCUCCUUUUCUUCUUCCGAUGCUGCGUAGGCUGCGGCCGUACUGGGAGCGGAUGCUUGAAGUCGCAUCUCUAGCCUGUCGCGAGCUUGGCUUUUGGGUCCUUGUAUAAGUUUGUUUGUGGCACAGGGAAUAUACCGGCUGUUUUAUUUGAAUUUUGCUGUCAGAAAUUUUCAGAACUUUUUUGGAUCGGGACGUGUUGAUCUUUCCACACGCCAUGUAUGCUUUAAAAGUGGCCCCAAUCUGAAUGCGUGCAACCAUUGGCAUUCAUUGAAUCUGUCGGUUCGCAUGUUGGGUCCAGGUGAACAGCAAGUGGUGGCGUCUCAGGUGUACUCCUUAAGCCGCGGUGCUCUGUGAAGAGCGUGUUGGUUGUUUGAUCGAGCGCAUUGUUUUCGAUGUUACCAGCGUGUUGUGAGAGGCUCUCCAGAGUAUGCGUGCCAGCCAUCGAUUUCUGUGACGAAUACGUAUUCAUCAAUCAUUCACUAUCGAGCGCCGCUGGAGACCUGUGGAGCAUGCGUGAUCAAAUUCCGCUGUCCAUCUUGAUGUAUCGUGUCCAGUGUCCAGCCACGAAUACACUGACCGGUUUUAUCAA
Molecule: messenger RNA, 4231 nt
Organism: Pollicipes pollicipes
Lineage: Eukaryota; Metazoa; Arthropoda; Thecostraca; Pollicipedomorpha; Pollicipedidae
Gene: G9a
Product: histone-lysine N-methyltransferase G9a
Exons: 18
Coding region: 42-3569 (1175 amino acids)
Biological process (GO): negative regulation of transcription by RNA polymerase II; peptidyl-lysine dimethylation
Cellular component (GO): chromatin; nucleus
Molecular function (GO): p53 binding; histone H3K9 methyltransferase activity; zinc ion binding
Source: RefSeq, a predicted model, not a curated record